UACAAGAUAUGGGAGUUUCGUCAGCCAGUACUAGUGAUAAUGAAGAUGGACUUCAUGAUGUACUAAGCGUGGAGACCAUCAGGGCGACAUACAUGCGAGAAACAGCCAAAUUUAUGACAAUCUCGGUAAAAGAAAUAGUAUCGUCAGCCAGUACUAAUGAUAAUGAUGAAGAUGGAUUUCAUAAGUUUACGACAGUAUCACUACGUGAAGACAGUACAUCACAGAUGAGUAAAUCUGAAAUAGUACCCAAAUACGGCGCAAAUCAACUAGAUCUGAUGAUGAUGGCAAUUAUCUUUGUCCUAUGGAACGCAAAAAUUAUAAGUCGCACCGAAAAGAAGACAAUCACGAAAUAUCACCUCCCUGCGGAAGGACAGAACAAGAACACAGGGAGAUUCUAUGAACGAAGCGAAAAUGAAACCAACUCAAAAGAUAUUCUCUUGGAGGAUACAUCCGAUAUAAAGCUUAAUGCUGCGAUCCGUACCACAGGAGUUUCAUCUUUGUAA
Messenger RNA from Ambispora gerdemannii, 503 nucleotides. Lineage: Eukaryota; Fungi; Glomeromycota; Glomeromycetes; Archaeosporales; Ambisporaceae. The record is from the annotation of a GenBank genome assembly.